AUGGCAACCAUAUCAGAUCAAAUCGUAAUAGUCAAAACCAAACCUAUCGUAUCAGGAGGUGGAAAAGAAUGGAUCACAGAAAACCCAUUGAUUUCAAAGAUUAGCGAAGAUCGUAUAGCCAUCAAGAUGUUCCCAUUGGUACCGCCAAUGUACUUACGACAACAAACUGGAAACACUCGAUUUCGGUUUGAUCGUUCUAUUGAGUACCUCAUAGUUUGGUCUGAUACUAUAUGUUGCUGUGGAGUUGUCAGAAACAUUGAGGAUAUGGCUGACACAAUGCCAUUGUUUAUGCGAUUUGGAGGACAUUGGUCGAACUCUGUCCAUAAGAUAUACAUGGGAUGUGUGGUCAAGGUGAAGUCGUAUCUUGAAGUGAAGGGAAGAGAUGAUAAGGUCAUUCCGAUAGCUUCAUUGGGUUCUGAAUUCAAGGAUUUGUUUUAUGGGGGUAUGUUCACUUUUUUGUUACGAUUUGUUUGUUAUGAUUAUUAGGUUGAUGCAAAGUAAUGGCACUUAUUAUGAUUGGUACUAUCGUAUGGUGAACUUGUAAUCUGUUGCAAAAAGAAUGGCGUCUUUAUGUUAUUUUUACGCUUUAGGAGUGCCAUUUCCAUCAGCAUUGGCGUCUGAAUGGGCGAUCGUGAAGCUGGCAGAAGUCGAGAGAAGUUUGGGUAUGUUAACAGAAGACUCGUCGUACGGCAGAGAUCCUUUUAUGUUUUUACGUGGCUCAGUUAGAGAUUACGAGUAUAAUGUAGAUUUGAUAGCUUCGUAUGAAAAAUGGCCAAACAUUAAGAAGUUACCGGAAGUAAACAGUGCUGUUGUAUUAAACUACGUCAAGGUAAGAUUUCUUAUUUAUUUUUAUAGUUUUAGAGUUCAAGCAAUUCAAUUGUAAUAAUGGGCUUAUAAUGGACCUUAUUUAUUAUAGAUAACUGAUCACGUGGGACUGUUUACAAGCAAAAUUUGA
Molecule: messenger RNA, 955 nt
Organism: Bursaphelenchus okinawaensis
Lineage: Eukaryota; Metazoa; Nematoda; Chromadorea; Rhabditida; Aphelenchoididae
Source: the annotation of a GenBank genome assembly